This is a messenger RNA of Kogia breviceps (pygmy sperm whale), 911 nucleotides long. It is a transcript of the gene ADAT2, whose product is annotated as adenosine deaminase tRNA specific 2. Gene Ontology annotation, cellular component: nucleus; cytoplasm. The record is from RefSeq and is a predicted model, not a curated record. NCBI's taxonomy places the organism in Eukaryota, Metazoa, Chordata, Mammalia, Artiodactyla, Physeteridae. Gene Ontology annotation, molecular function: tRNA-specific adenosine-34 deaminase activity; zinc ion binding. Gene Ontology annotation, biological process: tRNA wobble adenosine to inosine editing.
AACGACAGCCCGCCCCCACCGCGUUCCGUUGCCCGCGCUCCUCCUCCGCCGCGGCCUCUGGCGCUGAGCGAGGCUGCCCCGGUGCAGUAUGGAGGCGAAAGUAAGGUCCACGCAGACUAUGGGGGGCGCGUGCUCUGUGUUGGCGGAGGAGACCGAAAAGUGGAUGGAACAGUCGAUGCAAAUGGCCAAAGAAGCCCUAGAAAAUAUUGAGGUUCCUGUUGGCUGCCUUUUGGUCUACAACAAUGAAGUUGUAGGGAAGGGAAGAAAUGAAGUCAAUCAAACCAAAAAUGCUACUCGACAUGCAGAAAUGGUGGCCAUCGACCAGGCCCUAGAUUGGUGUCGUCGACAUGGCAAGAGUCCUUCUGAGGUGUUUGAACACACAGUGCUGUACGUCACCGUGGAGCCGUGUAUCAUGUGCGCAGCCGCUCUCCGCCUGAUGAAAAUCCCGCUGGUUGUCUAUGGCUGUCAGAAUGAACGAUUUGGUGGUUGUGGCUCUGUUCUAGAUAUUGCCUCUGCUGAUCUACCGAAUACUGGGAGACCAUUUCAGUGCAUCCCUGGAUAUCGGGCUGAGGAAGCAGUGGAGAUGUUAAAGACCUUCUACAAACAAGAAAAUCCAAAUGCACCAAAAUCAAAGGUUCGGAAAAAGGAAUGUCAGAAAUCCUGAACUUGUUCUAAUGAAAGACUUAUGCUCCUGGACGACAUUCUUGGACAGAAAGCUGUUGACACUGUUGAACCAUAUGUUUAUAUAUUGUCCUUGAUCCAUGGGAAAAUGGUUUUUCAUCAUUUGCUCUGUUAAGGGAACAAAUUAGCACUUUUAAAAAGUCUGACAACUGCAAACAACUUCUAGAUUUUCCACAAGCUGGAAGAACAUUUUUAAGAAGGGGAAAAAUUAAAGAUUGACGUUUCAGAAA